AUGGUGCCUAGAGUUCAACGGUUGAAUUUGCAUUGGUCACGUCAAGUAAACCAUUCGUUUAGAUAUAAAUCUCGUAUUCGACCUUUUCCUUAUUUUUCCUCACCGAACUCAUUUUUCCAAACAAUAAAAUCCACGGUGCAAUCUCGAGCAUAUUCUCCGCAACAAUUUUAUAAAAAUCGAAUCCUUGAUCAAUAUGUUUCCCAACCAGUAAAUACGAUUACAUUACGACAACUUGUUGUAUUCGGACGUAACCUUACAGAAGAUAGAUUAUUGAAAAGUGGUAAUUAUGUUAGAACGGAGCUACCAAUUAGGUUGGCGCAUAGGAUAAGGGAUUUUCAGAAUUUACCUUUUAUCGUGGGUACAAAUCCUCAUAUUGAGAUGGUAUAUGAUUUAUAUUGGUCAGCGUUUGAAAAAUUAAGAAAAUUUCCAACAAUAACGAAUUUGGAUGAAAAUGAUGAAUAUUGUGAUACCGUUAAGGGAUUAUUAAAGGAACAUUUGGUCGUUAUUCCUCAAUUGGCUUUGGGUAUAUCAGAAUGUUCUCAACAUUUGCAUCCUGAUCAACUUGACAGAUUUAUGAAUACAAUGUUAAGAUCAAGAAUUUCUAGAAGAGUUUUGGCCGAACAGCAAAUUGCCCUAACUGAAAAUUGGAAUGAUCCCGGUUAUGUUUAUGGACAAGAUGGACAUGAUGGAUAUAUUGGAAUCGUAUCUACUCAAUGCAAAUCCGGCGAAAUUGUUCAAAGGUGUGCAGAUAUGACGAGAAAUGUUUGUAGAACGAUUUACAAAGUUGAACCUCCUCAGGUUCUUGUGGACGGUCAUGUGGACACCACCUUUGCUUACAUACCAGAUCAUAUUGAAUAUAUGCUUUAUGAAUUAUUAAAUAAUUCUAUACGUGGUGUUAUGUUGAAAUUUUCUCCUUCUUUAAAACAUGUUUCUGAACCACCUGAACUUUUACAACAAUUUCAAAAACUUGAACGUUUAAAAUCUCCUGAUAUUAGUAAGGAUCCCUCAUCAAUAUAUCCUCCGAUUUCUGUAACGAUUAGCUCAGGUCCUACAGAUUUAUACUUUAGAAUAUCGGAUCAAGGAGGUGGAAUUUCUGAUGAGAUUUAUCCUCAUAUAUGGUCAUUUGCUUCUACUCCAACUUUAAAUAAUAAAUUUGAAAAUUUUGUUAAAGUACCUCAAAUGGCUGCUAAGGUACAAGAAUACGAACAAUCGAUCAUCCCUCCUACUUUACAUUUAGGCAUUGGAUUACCCAUGAGUAAGGUUUAUGCUGAAUAUUGGAGUGGUGGAUUAACGCUGUUUACUAUGGACGGUUAUGGUACUGAUGCUUACGUUAAAAUUUCUAGACUUGGUAAUAGAGAAGAAAAUUUAGAGUAA
Funneliformis mosseae is the source of this 1374-nucleotide messenger RNA. The record is from the annotation of a GenBank genome assembly. Lineage: Eukaryota; Fungi; Glomeromycota; Glomeromycetes; Glomerales; Glomeraceae.